Molecule: messenger RNA, 921 nt
Organism: Babesia bigemina
Lineage: Eukaryota; Apicomplexa; Aconoidasida; Piroplasmida; Babesiidae
Exons: 8
Coding region: 1-921 (306 amino acids)
Source: RefSeq, a predicted model, not a curated record
AUGCGUAACUUGGCCUCCGUGGCGUUUGACGCGGCACUGCUGCUCGCGUUGGCCGCCUCCUGUUUGGGUCGGCUUCCGCCCGGAGUCCUUGCUAUAAACCGCCCCAACGCCAGCGCUACGCUUGGCUCGGAGGCUGCCACGCCGAAGAACACCGAAGUCGAGCAUGUUGAGGAAGCUGAAAUAGGACAAUCGCAAGGCGUCCACAACCUGGACGACGAGAUUAGGAACCACGAGAUGCUCGACUUGGGUCGGCAAGACGACUUCUUCCUGCCGAAAAACGGGGGCGGAUGCGAUGUGUUAUUGGACGAUGUGAUAUACGUGGCCCUCGAGCCGCGGGACAUACUAAAGACACAGCAAUUCGUAGGCAGCAUCACUCCCUCAGAAUUGCGUUUGUACAUCCCUGAUCGCAAAAAAGUCAACGGCGAAGCCAAGAAAUUGGGUAAGCUGUUUGCGCGCUUCUCGCUCGGGGCGAUUGUUACCCCGCUGGAGACCCUGCGAUCAUCACGCGACUGCUUUCGCAUGUUUUACAAGUCAGACCCGAUCCUUUUCUGCGCUCGUGACACCGGCCAUAGAGACUUCUGGAUGCACGCCUUGCUGAAGGCCAAGUUCUGCCACACAGCUCACACCGUACUGGGCAAGGGUUCCGCUCCUGAUGUAGCUGCGGGGCCCGCGGAGCUGCCCGAUCUCUCGACCAAGGCGCAGCGGUUGUACGAUCUGCUGCACCCUAAGAGCUCCACAGAAGAUGCGGCUAUAGCCGCCCACAGGGACAGCAAGAUUACCAACAUUGACAUCACCAACAUCAACUCCGGGGAGCCGCAGAUAUACCUGAACGGGGAGGAGGUGAAAUCGGAGGAACCGACGAAGGAGCAAGAGGCUUUGCUGAAGGAGCAGAGCGAACGAUCGCAGAACGACGGGCUCUAA